CUCUGUGCAUGCCGACACGUGCGUCAAAAACUGUACGUGAUGCCUCACCAGGUGGUAUGAAACUGCCGUGACAUAUUCCCCCUCCAGCCAUGCACAGCGCUCGUAAUCCGAGACAAAAACAGGCGCACGCUCUCCAGGUUGCCCCAGCUCGCCCUAGAGGUGCUGGCGCCAGUUGACCACAGCCCUGCACUGCAGGCGAUAAGCCCCGCCCUCAAUGCCUGCGGUUUCGGGGCCCCAGCUCCCAGACCGACCCUACGAUUGGCCACCUGCAGCGACAGCCUGGGGAGACAAUGGCACCAAGUGCGCGUCAUCUCGGCUCGAGCUCAACAACGCCGCCCGUCACGAUUGACGCCUUAGAGACAUCCAACCCCGUCCCCAUCCAAACUCAGCCAGCGCUGCGCUGCUGCCAACCUGGGGAGCCUGCCCCUCCUCUUGUCCCCCUCAACCAAGGCAUGGCUCUGGCUCAUAUAGCUGCCCUGCCCUCGCCCUGACGCUCGUCGUUGCCGCCAUCCCUCCGCCGUCUCGGGUCUAGACCACAACAAUCAUGCCUGGAGGAGGAACGGGCGAGAAGCUCGAGAGCACCCUCACGGCAGUGGCCGGUGUCGCCUCGCUCAUCGCCACCUUUUUUUCUAUCAUCUCGAUAUGGCUCCAACUCAAAAACUAUCGCAAGCCACUCCUUCAGAGAUAUGUCGUGCGCAUCCUGCUGAUGGUGCCCCUUUACUCUAUCUCAUCAUGGUCGAGCAUGGUAUCGCUCAAGCUGGCCGCCUGGUUCGAUCCCGUGCGAGAUAUCUAUGAGGCCUUCACCAUCUACACCUUCUUCCAGCUCCUCAUCAACUACCUCGGCGGCGAGCGAUCGCUCAUCAUCAUGACACACGGCCGCGAGCCAGUGAGCCACGCGUGGCCCAUGGACCACCUCUUCCCCAAGGCCGAUAUCUCGGACCCUUAUACUUUCCUGGCCAUCAAGCGCGGUAUCCUCCAGUAUGCGUGGUUGAAGCCGCUACUCGCGGUGGCCGCUAUCGUCAUGAAGGCCACAGGGACCUACAAGGAGGGCUAUAUCGGCCUCGAUUCUGGCUACACCUGGAGCGGCCUAAUCUACAACAUCAGCAUGACUGUCAGCUUGUACUGCCUCGCCCUGUUCUGGGUUUGCAUGCAUGAGGACCUCAAGCCCUUCCGGCCUGUGCCCAAGUUUCUCUGCAUCAAACUCAUCAUCUUUGCCUCUUACUGGCAGGGCUUUUUCCUAUCAAUCCUCGUGUUCCUGGGUGCCAUCACGGACAAAGUCGAGGGCUACUCGCCCGACAAUUUAGCUGCUGCGAUCCAGGACUUCCUCAUCUGCCUCGAGAUGCCAUGCUUCGCCGUUGCUCACUGGUACGCCUUCUCGUGGCGCGACUUUGCCAAUGAUUCCGUGGAGGAGGCACGCAUGCCCGUCAAGUACGCCCUCCGCGACGCCUUUGGUAUUCGCGACCUGAUCGAGGACUCGAAAGAGACUUUCAAGGGCGAUAAAUAUGGCUACCGCGCCUUCGAUUCGGGUGACCGCAUUAUGGCACACGAAAGCUCCACUUCUCGCCUUGCUCGAGUCCGCGCCGGCAUGAGGUACGAGCGUGGCGGCAAGGGCAAGUACUGGAUCCCCAAGCCUGGCCAGAUCACGUCAGACAUCAACCCCUACACGCCCCUUCUUGGACCCAGUGGCGGCACAUCCAACGGCGAGCCCAGCCGGUCGAGCUCUAGGGAUACUUUCGGUACAACCGAGGAUCCUACCUUGGACCCGGACGAGGAGGCCCUGUAUGACAAGGCCCGAGGGCUAGAGUAUGGGGACUGGAAUUACCCUGUUGUAAUCGCCAACAUUCCCCAAAGGCCUUGGAACACGGCCCGGAAUAGUAGCUACCAAGGCUCAAGUGAUUCGAUCCCGACGAGGUCUUCCCUAGCCGUUGAUGUCGCAAGGCCGAAAAAGAAAAAGCCAAAGACCAGCCCCCUUGGUGGCUCGAGCGGAGCAGCAGGGGCCUCGGCAGAUGACGAGGGCGUUAUUGUGAGCAGCAGCAAGAAGAAGACCUCUAAGAAGGACAAAGGAAAACAGACGGCGUCAACCGAAUCUGGGAGAGCAACAUCGCCACGCGGAACCUGCCGACCUGGAGUUCAGGCUGCCGAGAAGCCCGACCUGUCCGAAAUCCCGAUAGACGUCUCCAAGGCGCCAACUACCGACGACGACGAGAACCAUGGCGGAACAGACUCGGUCACCGCGGCGGCGGCGGAGGACGCGGGCCACUGGGAUAGGGAGGCCCAGUCGCCCGUGGCCGUAUCGCCCAAGUACGACAUCGACGAAGAGGACAUGGGCGACGUCUGGGGCGGUGGAAAUCAGCCAGGACCCCAGAAGCAUCUUUGAGGCGCUCAAGAGAACACUGAAGAAACAAACAAAAACAACGAAACGAAGCACUAUUUGGCUUGUCGCAUUUUGACUUGCAUUUUUUAUGCUUUAUCUUUUCUGGCUUUCCUUGAGAUACCCGUCUUACGGCAAAUGUCUUUAUCUCUUGUUCGGUUCGCGUUUGUGCACCAUCUGAGCCAGCACGCUCUAUGGCAUUAUCUACUGGUUGAGCAAGCAUUGUUAGUUGGGUUGCGCGUCCUUUUUUUUUUAUCUUACCCCUUUGUGGCGUCACAUGGUCUGGCUCAAACGUCUGAACGCGUGGAUGACACCCAUGGCUGGCGCACAUAUGCAUUUAUCAGCCUGCAACAGUCUGUUUUGUGUUGUAGCCAUGCAGGCAAGAGGAUUUAACAAGUAAACAAAAACACCUCUAUCGUCCCGUCGUCGUGUUGAAAGGGGAACCCCGGCUAGCCCGGCCCCGACGAAGAAACACCCCAUCCCCAAAUCAUCCGCCACCGUUCCUGUCCGCUCUAGUUAAGAGAUUGGACCCUUGAGCACAAGAAGAAUAAUGUAGAAAAAAAACGCGUAAGAAUAUGCAUCGAUCG
Messenger RNA from Gaeumannomyces tritici R3-111a-1, 2958 nucleotides. RefSeq lists its product as hypothetical. The coding region runs from base 545 to 2377 and encodes 610 amino acids. Gene Ontology annotation, molecular function: transporter activity. The transcript is spliced from 6 exons. Lineage: Eukaryota; Fungi; Ascomycota; Sordariomycetes; Magnaporthales; Magnaporthaceae. Gene Ontology annotation, biological process: transport. The record is from RefSeq and is a predicted model, not a curated record.